Molecule: messenger RNA, 1098 nt
Organism: Heterocephalus glaber (naked mole-rat)
Lineage: Eukaryota; Metazoa; Chordata; Mammalia; Rodentia; Bathyergidae
Product: spermine synthase
Biological process (GO): spermine biosynthetic process
Molecular function (GO): spermine synthase activity
Source: RefSeq, a predicted model, not a curated record
AUGGCAGCAGUAUGGCACAGCACGCUCAACUUCAUGCUCGGUGCCAAAGCUGAUGGUGAGACCAUUCUAAAAGGCCUGCAGUCCAUUUUCCAGGAGCAGGGCAUGGCAGAGUCGGUGCAUACCUGGGAGGACCAUGCCUACCUAGCAACCUACACAAACAAAAAUGGCAGCUUCACCAAUUUGAGAAUUUGUCCACAUGGAUUGGUAUUGCUGGACCUUCAGAGUUACAACAGUGAUAUCCAGGGCAAAGAAGAAAUUGACAACCUUUUGAACAAAGUAGAAGAGAGAAUGAAAGAAUUGAGUCAGGCCAGUAUUGAGCAGGUGAAGUGUUUACCAACCAUAGUUCAAAGAGGGGCCAUCGACAGAUACUGGCCCACUCCUGAUGGGUGCCUGGUUGGGUAUGACAUAGAUGAAGUAGUAGGUGAUGGAGAUUCACCUUACCAGAACAUUAAAAUUCUACACUCAAAGCAGUUUGGAAAUAUUCUCAUCCUUAGUGGGGAUGUUAAUGUGGCAGAGAGUGACUUGGCAUAUACCUGGGCCAUCAUGGACAGUGGCAAAGAAGAGUACACUGGCAAAGACCUACUGAUUCUGGGAGGUAGAAAUGGAGGCAAAUCACGUGAAAUAGUCAAACUGAAACCAAAGAUGGCCACUAUGGUAGAGAUUGACCAAAUGGUGGUUGACCCAUGUAAGAAAUAUGUGCACAAAACAUGUUGUGGAGUCUUAGGCAAUCUUAAAGGAGACUGCUCUCAGGUUCUAAUAGAAGACUGUAUUCCAGUACUGAAAAGGUACACCAAAGAAGGGAGAGAGUUUGAUUAUGUGAUUAAUGAUUUGACAGCUGUUCCAAUCUCCACAUCUCCAGAAGAAGAUCCCACAUGGGAGUUUCUCAGACUGAUUCUUGACCUCUCCAUGAAAGUAUUUAAAGGAUGGGAAGUAUUUUCCACAGGGAACUGUGUCAAUUUGACAGAAGCCCUGUCGCUCUAUGAAGAGCAGCUCGGGCGCCUGUAUUGUCCUGUGGAAUUCCCUAUGGAGAUCAUCUGCGUCCCUUCAUACUUGGAAUUGUGGGUGUUAUACACUGUUAGGAAGAAAGCUAAACUCUGA